UAUUGAUGAAGUGCAACUGUAUAUUUCAACUGGAGCCGUUUUGGGAUUCGACCCCAGAUAGCGUUACACCUUUGUUUUGUUUUCCUAGGAUGUUAGACAAUAGGGGGGGUUAUGCGUUACAAUGAAGUGUUUACUAGUAAAUUAUUAUAAAUGCUUAUUAUGUGUGAACCCUAAAUAACACGAUAAGAGAGGCUGAGACACUGAAUGUUAGCAUUGCUGCUUUGCUAAAAAGCGGCUAGCUAAAGUUGCUAACAAGCCGUUAUGUCCAGCUAAAUAUAUCUAGCCGUUACCUAGCUAUGUAAACACCGAAGGGCACUGUACUCUGCGGUUAGUCGCUAAUGAGGAACUAAAACUACACACCGGCGGCUCAUUCGCGUGUUAAUCAAAUCCUGUUCACAAUGGACGUGAAUUUGACCAUUUCUCUGAUGAGAGGUCAGAUGGGGGUGGUGAUUGAGAAGGCCGUGAACACGGCGGUGGAGACAGUGUUGGGAGAGAUGAUCCGGGUGAUGAGCCUCAAGUUCGAGCAGCUCCGGAGGGAAAUGACGAGCAAAGAAAAGGAGAACGAGGACAUCAGGAAGAUGCUGGAGUCGACUCGGUGUCAAAUGAAGAUCCUGCGGCAGAAAUAUGUUAAUGCACUGAACAGUAAAGAUGACCGACAUGCCUUUGCACCACACAGACACACACUGGGUCAAAUGAAUGCAACCAGACAUACAGCUGGUCAGUUGGACACAUCAGGUCACUUGGACCCAAGCAGACACUCAGCCGGUCAACUGGACCCAAGCAGACACUCAGCCGGUCAACUGGACCCAAGCAGACACUCAGCCGGUCAACUGGACCCAAGCAGACACUCAGCCGGUCCACUGGACCCAACAAGACACUCAGCCGGUCCACUGGACCCAAACAGACACUCAGCCGGUCCACUGGACCCAACAAGACACUCAGCCGGUCCACUGGACCCAACCAGACCCCCAGCUGGUCCACUGGACCCAACCAGACACCCAGCCGGUCCACUGGACCCAACCAGACACUCAGCCAGUCAACUGGAUCCAAACAGGCAUGUAGCCGGUCCACUGGACCCAUCCAGACACUCAGCCGGUCAACUGGACCCAUCCAGACACUCAGCCGGUCAACUGGACCCAUCCAGACACUCAGCCAGUCAACUGGACCCAUCCAGGCAUGCAGCUGGUCAAUUGGACCCAACCAGGCAUGCAGCUGGUCAAUUGGACCCAACCAGGCACACAGCUGGUCAACUGGACCCAACCAGACACGCAGCCGGUCCACUGGACCCAACCAGACACACAGCCAGUCAGCUGGACACAGCCAGAGCCCAUCAGAUUACAGCUGAUCACAUGGUACUACCAAGAAGACGCACCUCGAACACUGGAUCACCCUGUGCAGAACCUCUCACACUUGCUCUCAAACCCCGAAACCCUGACCCAACUCCUGCAGCACUGCCUGUGUCAAAAACUCAUAAAGUGAUCCAUGAAGCUGUCCCUACCGAGAGCUGCCAAGUUGCUGAAAUGUACAACGAGGAGAUGCCAGGAAUAAAAGUACAUCUAAAAGUGGAAAACUCGAGCACCAACGCAGCAGAGAGCAUGGAUCCUCUAUGGGGUCAAACACCUCAAACGUCCACAGAAGCUGAACACACAGAGAUAGCAGAUCCGAACCUUCAGCCUGUGCCUCAUACAAGCGAGGCACCAAACUCCGCUAUGGCAGACUGCCGAGAGUCUGUUUUAAAGAUCAAAGAGGAGGAAGCCGAGGUAGAAAUCAUCGAGGUGAAAGAGGAGCAAGUUGAGCCAUCCACUUCUGAGCUUCCCAGACUUGAGCUACAUCAGCAUUUGGCUGGAGGAAUGGCCAUAGAGCUGCCCAUGACUCAACAGUGUAUCCAGAUACCUUCGGUCACUGAACCUGCCUUCUUGGGUGUGGACCCAAGCGCAUAUUCUGAGUCCCAGCUAGCUGUGGCAGACGCACAAAGGCAGAUGCAUCCGUUCUGUAAAGACCUGAUGCUCUACGAGGAUUACAAGCGCAAACGUAUAGAAGUGCGUAAACGCAGCGAGACCCGACGGCGUGAGCUGGAGCGGACGUUGCCGCAGGCUCUCCUGGCUGAUCUGGUGAAGGAACGCAGGGAAAAGACCCGGCUCCGGGUGGCCCGCUGGAGAGCCAAACGCAAGCUACAGGCCUGCCUGAUGGCACAAGCUGCACAGUUUAAUAGCACGCAGGCUAUCUACGCUCAGCGCAAUGGCAGGAGGAGAGGAGGAGCUGCCCCACAGCAUGGAGGCAUUGGUCUUGGCACGGCUCAGUCUGAGACUGGUGUGUACACCAUGCCGCUGCAGAUGGGCACCAGCCCUUUACUGGCAGCACAAAGACUCACCAUGGCUGAGGGUCAAACGCAGCCUGGAGCCUCUGUGUUUGUACAGCAGAGACCUUCAGUAGCUGGAUCUGAGACCUACCAGUGAAAUUGUUUUGGCAGAGACGUAUAGUGAGAAAACACAUUUAUGAUUUGCACUUUUCUUUAGUGUGUUAUAAUAAAGAUUUAUCACCAUAAAAAGGUAGCAUGGAAAAAUGUCUGUCAAGAAGCUAAUUCUGGCUUUAGAUGCUUGAUGGACACAUUCUUGCCAACAGAGAAUUCUUUCAGUUCCUAAACUGCUACUAUCACAAUAUUUUGAUAAUGCUUGAAGGAAUAUGCACACAGGGUUUCUCAUCCUCAAACAGUAUAUUCACAAGAGUUCACUCUGUUUGGACCUGCUCCAUGGAAUUUUUUAGGCAUCACCAUGACUCAUGUUUCAGAUGAAACAAUUUCAUUAUUGUGAUAGAUAUGGCAGAAAGACAAACAAAAAAGUUAAAGGACUGGAUCUUGUGGCUUUGCAAAAUACAUUUAUUGACAAGUUUCUGCCAGUGAAUGGGAUGUAUUAUAAUGCUUUCUCUUUAUCAAGUUGUGUGGUUAUAUGUACCAAAACAUUUGUAAUUCAUGUGUCACUGUUUUCACCGAUGUCUCUUUAUUCCUUAAAAUUAAACAAUUUUUUGUUGAUGUGUCUUA
This is a messenger RNA of Hemibagrus wyckioides, 3037 nucleotides long. RefSeq lists its product as uncharacterized. The record is from RefSeq and is a predicted model, not a curated record. Lineage: Eukaryota; Metazoa; Chordata; Actinopteri; Siluriformes; Bagridae. The transcript has 3 exons. Bases 399 to 2456 code for a protein of 685 amino acids.